GUGAUAUUUUUUUUUUCUAAAUAAACUUUCCCAUGUCUCUCUCGAACCAGCAAGGGAGAAGAACUGAUUAAAAUGAAGGAGUGACUGCAGACCCACGAGUCACAUGACCAUGGAAUCAAAGAGAGAGAAAGAGAUAGAGGAAGAAAGGGAUAGCAAGAACGAAGUCAAAGGAGAAGAGAGGGAGUCUCAGAGGCAGAGAGAUAAGAAGGAAGAAAAGCGAGAGAGGGCCAAGGAGAGGAGGGAGAAGAGGCGCCAAGAGGUCUCUCUCCUCCGCACCAUUCCCUAUUCCGAUCACCAGAGGUGGUGGUCGGCAGAUACGAUUGCGGUAGUGACUGGUGCAAACAGAGGGAUUGGGUUUGAGAUUGCGCACCAACUUGCAGUGCAUGGCUUGACAGUUAUUCUGACAUCAAGAGAUGCUGCUGUUGGUGAAGAAGCAGCGAAGGUCUUACAAGAAGGAGGUUUGAAUGUGCUCUUCCAUCAGCUGGAUAUUGUGGGCCUUUCAUCAAUCAAAGUGUUCACUGAAUGGCUUCGACAAAACUAUGGUGGUGCAGAUAUCCUGGUAAACAAUGCAGGUGUUAACUUCAACCUUGGAGCUGACAAUUGUCUUGAGUUUGCUGAAGAUGUCAUUCACACCAACUAUUUUGGCACCAAAAACGUUAUUCAAGCUAUGAUCCCAUUAAUGAGGCCUUCUACUUCAGGCGCUCGCAUUGUCAAUGUUAGCUCGCGGUUGGGAAGACUUAACGGAAGGCGAAAUAGAAUUGGAGAUCUCACUCUAAGACACCAACUGGAAGAUGUGGACUCACUAUCAGAGGAACUAAUUGACGGGACCUUGACUACAUUUUUAGCACAAGUAAAAGAUGGAAGUUGGACAUCCGGCGGGUGGCCUCAAACAUAUACGGACUAUUCAAUGUCAAAACUUGCGGUUAACGCGUACACUAGGCUAAUGGCAAAGAUGCUUUCAGAUCAGCCAGAAGGGCGGAAGAUAUGCAUCAAUUGCUACUGCCCGGGCUGGGUGAAAACUGCAAUGACUGGUUGGGCGGGCCAUACUUCACCGGAAGAAGGGGCUGACACUGGAGUCUGGCUUGCACUGCUUCCGGAUCUGUUAGUGACUGGGAAAUUUUUUGCUGAGAGACGCGAGGUUAGUUUUUAGAAACAGUAGGCUAGAGGAUGGAGUUUCCGUUUCUGUUUCAUCUCCCCUUUUUCAGCAAACGGCUAAGAAGGAAUGAUGAGAAGUGGUGCGAAGAAAGUGAAAUUCUGAAAAAAGAAUUCCUUAUUUCUGUCUUUUCACUGUUGAAUUGUUGUGGCGGUAGAGCCUCGAAUGAAGAGUUAAGCUGCUUUCUGUGGCAAUAUUCCGCAUAGUCUUGGGUGCCCAACUCGGGAUAAUCAUUUUCAGGAUACUUUACCAGGAGUUCGUCGAGCCAAGAUGGGUCUACUCCUCUCUCCCAAUCUUCAGUUGUUUGUUCUUUAUGAUACUGCUCAAUGCGGCCGUUUUAGCGGAAGAGUAGCAUUUAGGUAUAUGUAUCAUUUUCCAAUGUAGUUUGUUCAGGUGGACAGUGCAAAGUUUUGAGGAACUAGGACAAGUAGGGCUGUUAAAUAAACCGAACUGUUCCAGUGUUGAACCCUGUUAUAAGCUCAUUUAAGAUCGAUCGUUUAAUAAACAAGUCAAAUUCGUA
Rhododendron vialii is the source of this 1673-nucleotide messenger RNA. RefSeq lists its product as uncharacterized. Bases 104 to 1150 code for a protein of 348 amino acids. The transcript is spliced from 4 exons. The record is from RefSeq and is a predicted model, not a curated record. Gene Ontology annotation, cellular component: membrane. NCBI's taxonomy places the organism in Eukaryota, Viridiplantae, Streptophyta, Magnoliopsida, Ericales, Ericaceae. Gene Ontology annotation, molecular function: oxidoreductase activity, acting on the CH-OH group of donors, NAD or NADP as acceptor.